GUCAGUUUCGCAAGCUGACCACCCGUUGUGUCUGACUCAGACGGUCUGUCUGUCUGUCCUUAGUCUCUCUAAAUCAGAACUAACCAUGCAUUCAGCCGUGAGCCCCAUCCUCUGUAUCCUGACCGCCUCUUUCGCCGUUGCCACGGAGACGGUGGUGGGCGUGGCAGGCCGACGGGUGACCCUGCCCUGCUCGGCCGAGGCGGAGAGCAAAGGCGGGGUGUGCUGGGGCCGAGGGAAGCCCUCGAUGUUCUCCUGCCACAACGCCCUGCUCAUCACCAACGGAGUCCAGGUCACACACAGAGCCUCCUACAGGUACAGCCUGCCCUCGGAGGCCUCAGCGGGGGACGUCUCCAUGGCCAUCCUCCACAGCAGACAGGCAGACUCUGGUUUCUACCACUGCAGGGUGCAGGUUCCCGGCCUGUUUAACGACCAGAUAUACAAAGUUCACCUCAUCAUAGUAGAAGCCCCUGAGCAAGCCGCUAGGCCGGCCCGACCAGUCCUCACUGAGAGCUUCACAGACACCACGAAGGCAGACCCGGCGGAGGCGGGACCAACAGAAGCACAUCCUGGCGAGACAAUUACUGAUGCAACGGAGGAGUCAGGAAGUGGUGAGGCGUGGGACAGCCUGGUGACGCCUGUGGUCGCUCUUGUCAAGAGAUCUCAGCAGUCAGACCUCCAGCAGAGCAGCCUAUGGGGCUUCAUAGGAAACACACUCAGACUGUCCUUCGUCAUCUUCAUACCUGCACUACUGCUUACUGUUGGCUACAGAUUGAUGAGGUCACAGCAGAGACCGUGGAGUGGACGACGGAUACCAUCUGACCUAGAAGACAACUCAUUGUAGAGUGUGUGUGUGUGUGUGUGUGUGUGUGUGUGUGUGUGUGUGUGUGUGUGUGUGUGUGUGUGUGUGUGUGUGUGUGUGUGUGUGUGUUUGUGUGUGUGGUGUGUGUGUGUGUUUGUGUGUUACUAAGGGUGUAUGAAAGUAAGUGUAUGUUUUUCUGCAUACAUGUGAAAUUUGAGUUCAAACUAAUUGAAACAAGAACAAACUAGACUCAUGGAAAGGAACGUUUAUAACGACAGAAAGGGAAGCGGGUAGUUUCAAUUUAAUACAUUUGUUGGGCAAACAGACAGCCGUCAUUGCUUUUAAGUGUCUUCAGAACACCAGUCCUUCCCCCUACAAAAGGACGACGUGACAAGGGUGACCAACCUCACUUUCCACUGACUAAAACAUAGAGGCACCAAUGCACAUCAUUCACCCCCUCUCUCUCUCUCUCUCUCUCUGUCUCUCUCUGUCUGCCUCUGUCUCUCAGUGUGGUUGACACAGUUCAGAUAGGGGCCAUCAUUAAAGCGACUCGGUUUCAAAUAUCUGAGGAUACCAACACAACAAGGGGCCGUAUUGAUGUAAUGAAAAUUGGUGGAUGAUUCUGGAUUGAGAAAUGUUCAAAUAAAAGACCUUCCCUCAAUGUUA
This is a messenger RNA of Gadus morhua (Atlantic cod), 1465 nucleotides long. Its product is annotated as hepatitis A virus cellular receptor 1 homolog. The record is from RefSeq and is a predicted model, not a curated record. The transcript has 7 exons. The coding region runs from base 86 to 841 and encodes 251 amino acids. Gene Ontology annotation, molecular function: phosphatidylserine binding. Gene Ontology annotation, biological process: cytoskeletal rearrangement involved in phagocytosis, engulfment; apoptotic cell clearance. Lineage: Eukaryota; Metazoa; Chordata; Actinopteri; Gadiformes; Gadidae.